This is a messenger RNA of Suillus bovinus, 2580 nucleotides long. RefSeq lists its product as uncharacterized. The record is from RefSeq and is a predicted model, not a curated record. Bases 1 to 2580 code for a protein of 859 amino acids. The transcript is spliced from 13 exons. NCBI's taxonomy places the organism in Eukaryota, Fungi, Basidiomycota, Agaricomycetes, Boletales, Suillaceae.
AUGCCACCCGAACGGACCUCGAUCUGUGAAACAUGCCGCCAGAAAUUCAAAAGUCGCGGACUUGCUGCCCAUCAAAAAGCCUGCAGGAGGGACGCUACACGGAUGCAGGAAGAUCUUGAGAGACAGAAUGCUCGAGCAGGUCUAUCAAAUGAUCAUGUCCUUCCACCUGCAAUACAGCAGGAUGAUAUCAGGACAGAGUAUCAUCCACGUAGUGGCAUCCCUACAAAGACUGAUCACUUUGCCGAUUUUCGCUGCAACACUGCUGCUCCCUCGCUCGCACCUGAAAAUACCACUCCCUGGGAACCGUUUUCCUCGCGUAUUGACUUCGACUUUGCUGAACUGAUUCUGAAAGCCAACCUCACGAAACUGCAGACGAACGAACUCAUCGGUCUCAUCCGUCGUGCUGCGCUUGAAAGAUUCUCAGUCACCGACUAUGACGGCAUCUGUAAGCUGUGGGAUGCUGCAUCUUCACGCCAUGCAAAAUUCAAAAAGGAAGUGAUUUCGGUCCCACAUAGGGACCAGGAGCACAACUUUGAUGUCUGGUAUAGGCCGCUCUGGGAUUGGGCAUGUGACUUGUUGAAAGACCCUCGCCUUGGUCCGCAUUUUGUGUUCGAUGCUCAACGGUUGUACAAAUUUGACGGACAAGACUUUGUACGUUUCUUUGACGAGCCAUGGACAGCUAAUGCCUUUUGGGAUUGUCAAUCAUCCUUGCCGAAGGAUGAAGGAAAGCCCUUUGCUUUCAUUAUAUAUGCUGAUAAGGCAAAGCUCUCCUCGUUUGGUCGUCAAAAGGCAUAUCCCGUCAUUGCACGAUGUGCGAAUUUACCUGUGGGAAUACGCAAUGGUGAAGGUUUCGGCGGCGGUCGCCUUGUAGGCUGGCUUCCGAUUGUCGAAGAAGACAGAAAGUAUUCCGGGACUCAGUCCUUUGUCAAUUUCAAGAAUGUCGUCUGGCACGAAUCAUUCAAGCGUCUUCUCAAAUCAAUUGCGCUGCUCUCGAAAACCGGUUGUUGGGUCAUGUGUUGGGAUAACAUCAAGCGUCUCUUUUACCCGCUUAUUCUCAUUUUAUCAGCUGACUACGAGGAGCAAUGUGUUAUGGCAUUGAUACGCGGAACCAAGUGCAAAUGUCCUUGUCCCGUUUGUCUCGUUCCUAGAGAAGAGCUUGGGAAUGUACUGACAUCGUACCCACUGCGAACAAGCGCUUUCAGUCGACAAGAAGACAAAGAAAAGUUAUUAAUGUCUCAAGGCCUCCGAGACGUAGACAAUGCAUUUUCAGAUGUUGCUCACACAGACGUCCAUUCUGCAGUCUCAUUUGACCGCUUACAUGUAAAUAAUGAAGGUAAUUUUUCUGACCAUUUGUGGACUCAGUUUCAGGAACACAUCAAAUCAGUUGGUCGGCAGAUACAGUCUGAAAUCGAUGUACACUUUGACUUAAUGCCUCGUUGGCGCAACAUCAAUCAUUUUAAGCAUGUCAUGGACAUAUCAUUUUCUGACGGCUCGAAGUAUGAAGAUAUCUCUAAGCUUAUCGUAUUUGCCGCACAUGACAUCAUUGACCGAGGCACUCACACACUCCCUUAUCUGCUCCUUCGAUGCAUCCGUGAAUACGUGAACAUCGACAUGUAUGCUGCUCUUGAAGUGCACACAUCGGAAACCAUUGCUGCGGGCCGUCUGGCCAUAACGGAGUUCACACAACUAUUGGAGCGAUAUAGCGCAAAAGAUGACUCAGGAAAGAAUUGGGCAUACCCGAAACGGCAUGCAUAUGCCCACCUGUUCGAUGAUAUUGAAGCAAAGGGUGCUACGCAGAAUACUAACACCAAGCCAAAUGAGAAGUGUCAUGGCCCAAUCAGACAGAUUUAUCUUCGGCGGACGAACUUCAAAAAUAUUGCUGAACAGGUACUUCGCCUCGACCAUCGCUUCCUCAUUGCGCAUUCAAUUCGUUUGGAUAUCGAGGAUUAUGAUGACCUCAUUGUGUCUCAAAAGGACCCUUCGUACUUGAGUGGUGUGGACAAUGAUGAAGACCUCGACAAUGACUUGGACGUCACACUUCAUGUUAAGUUGGGUGCAGCGCAAAACGAGCAAACAUUUGCGGCCUUGGAGCAAGAGCAUGCAAGCGAUAAUGCAUUCAAUCGAAUGCAGGUAACCGAGCAUCGCUUCGUAAAGGUCAACUAUGAGUCCAUUGUGGACUGGCGCACUGCUACAGACUAUCUUCGAUGUAGUCCCUCAUUUCACAACUUCCCUCGAUAUGACUGCGUCAUCCUUCAAACUCAAGCCGGAGUGAUAUUUGGGCGUUUACUGAUGCUUUUCACUUGUGUCGUGGAUGGUCAAACUCAUCCAGUUGCUCUCGUUCAUCCAUAUGAUGCUCUGGUUGGACAACGCUCUCUCAAAGAUAAACACUUUCAGUUCUGGCGUGUUCGUCAAAGACCAAGGAUCUCAUCCGAAUUUUUUUCAGUUCACUCAAUCAUCUGUGGCGCAGCACUUGCAGAAGAUCAUAGCAUCCAGGGUGAUUACCUGGUUAUUGACACAAUUGACACUGACAUGUUCUUGUGCAUGAAGGUGAUGCACAAGUCUGCCGGUCAUGUGGAAUGA